Aspergillus piperis CBS 112811 is the source of this 1699-nucleotide messenger RNA. RefSeq names its product C2H2-type zinc finger protein. NCBI's taxonomy places the organism in Eukaryota, Fungi, Ascomycota, Eurotiomycetes, Eurotiales, Aspergillaceae. The record is from RefSeq and is a predicted model, not a curated record. Gene Ontology annotation, molecular function: DNA-binding transcription factor activity, RNA polymerase II-specific; RNA polymerase II cis-regulatory region sequence-specific DNA binding. The transcript is spliced from 3 exons. Gene Ontology annotation, biological process: regulation of transcription by RNA polymerase II. Gene Ontology annotation, cellular component: nucleus. The coding region runs from base 286 to 1365 and encodes 359 amino acids.
AAUUCAUCCUCUUCUCCCACUUCCUCCUUGUUGAUCAUCCUCGCGAUCUAUUUUCUCUCCCACCCCCUUCCAUUCUUCUGCUCCUCCCCACCUUCUACCAUUCCAGUUUCACCCGCGCAAUCCCCUUCUUGUGUCGUCAACCUUUUCGCGGGGAAAUCCUGUGUUUUGGUUCCUGCAUUUUCCCAGGGAUAUCUUGCGCCGUGAAUCUCGUGCCCCCCAACGUCUUGUCUCACUUUUUUUUUCUUUCUCUAAAUUCAAAUCCACGCGAUAAACCAACUAUCCUCCAUGACGAUGGUCAUUGAGAACCAGAACCGCCAAUACGGCGGGAUGGGCUUCGAUAACGUGUAUCAACACAACAUGCACCACAGCGCUCCGCAGUUCACCGACCCAUGGACCGCUCAAACUUCGUCCCAUUCCACUCCUCCGGUCUACGCGACUUCCAUGGGACCCAGCCAGAUUGGCCUCAGCCAUGUUAAGCAGGAGGAAGUGAGCCGCCCACCGAUGUCUAUGCCAUACUCGAGUAUUCCCGUUUCCGCUCCCUCGAUGGUCGCCGGGAGCAACUACCCUACUGCUACUGCUUCGAGUUACCCCGGACCGGAGAUGAUGGGUUUGUCGCACGACAUGCCGCGCACUUCUUUCGAUCAAGCCCCGGCCUACACUACCGCCUCGCCCAUGACCAGCUUUGCACCCGCGAGCUACGCCCCGCUCAGCUACGCUCCGUCUAUGCACCAACACCAGGACCGUCGGAUAUCUCAUGCUGAUGCUCGCGUCGGUCAAUCGCAACCCCCUUCCGCUCCAACAUUCGGAGAUGCUCUUGAUGCCAGCCGUGGAAUGGUCGCGCUCAGCCAGGAUAUGACACCCCGCAAUAUCUACGGCCCUCGCAGCUCGCGAGGCUCGGGUGACUCUUACGGUUUCCCCUCGACACACUCUUCGGGAUCGUCGAUCUCUUCCGGCGGAAACUACCCCUACUAUUCCGCCUCUGUCGCAUCCGUGGAGUCCUCUGUGACUGAUUACAGCUCUACUACUUCGGAAUCUUACGAGAAUGGCCAUCUGUCGCGGACGCUGCCUCGCCCGUCAACCCUGUUGACGGGAAGUGCGCCUCCGGGACCCCAGUCGAUGAUGAGCCAAUUCAGCUCCAAGAUGCCGUCCAAUACCCAAAAGAAGCACAAGUGCAAGGUGUGCGACAAGCGGUUUACCCGCCCAUCGUCUCUUCAGACUCAUAUGUACAGUCACACUGGUGAAAAACCAUUCGCAUGUGACGUGGAAGGCUGUGGCCGUCAUUUCUCCGUCGUCUCCAACCUGCGGCGGCACAAGAAGGUCCACAAAGGAGAAAAGGAAGGUGCUUCAGGCGAAGACGAAGAGUAAAUCAAGUCCCUCUUCCUCUCAAGUCUCGAACGCCUCCCCCUUAACGCCACCUUAACGGGGCGGAGGAACAGCGGACUACGAUCCUGAGACGCAUCGCAACACAUUGUGCGACGUCUCACUCCUGAAUCGGGUUCCGUAUUCUUGUACAACAGCUUCGAUUCCUCUUCUACUUUUCUUCUCUUUCCGUCUCGGCCAGUGUGGCAGAGAAACGAUACCCCAUUUCUUUUGUUUCCUUUGUUUUUCUCAGAUUCCCCUGGACAGGCAAGACACGGUACAACGGCUCGGAGGGUUGCUAGUGAUGUCUUUAUUACCCAAGUUAUGACCAUAGAGGUAC